Messenger RNA from Choloepus didactylus (southern two-toed sloth), 4720 nucleotides. RefSeq names its product tripartite motif containing 58 (gene TRIM58). The transcript has 6 exons. Bases 78 to 1541 code for a protein of 487 amino acids. NCBI's taxonomy places the organism in Eukaryota, Metazoa, Chordata, Mammalia, Pilosa, Megalonychidae. Gene Ontology annotation, molecular function: protein binding; zinc ion binding. The record is from RefSeq and is a predicted model, not a curated record.
CCACAAGAGGAGAUAGCGGGGGCAGCCAGGGAAAGGCAGCGCUGCUAUCUGCGGGACCAGGCGAGACUUGGCAGGCCAUGGCCUCAGGGCCGCCUGGGGAGCGGCUGAGGGAAGAGGCCAGGUGCCCCGUGUGCCUGGAUUUCCUGCAGGACCCAGUCAGUAUUGACUGCGGUCACAGUUUCUGCCUCAGAUGCAUAUCCCAGUUCUGCGAGAAGACCGACAGCGCCCAGGGCGGCGUCUACGCCUGCCCCCAGUGCCGUGGCCGCUUCCGUCCAGCGGGCUUCCGGCCCAACAGGCAGCUGGCCAGCCUGGUGGACAGCGUGCGGCAGCUGGCUCUGGGCGCGGGACCUGCGGGGACGCGCCUCUGCGUGCUGCAUGGCGAGGAGCUGAGCCGCUUCUGCGAGGAGGACCAGGUGGUGCUGUGCUGGGUCUGUGAUACCACCCCUGAGCACCGGAGCCACCGCACCGUUUCCCUGCAGGAGGCCGCCAGGGACUACCAGGUAAAGCUCCAAGUUGCCCUGGGAGUUGUGAGGAAAGAGAUGGAGGACACUUUGACUCAGGAAACCAAUGUGGGGAAAAAGACUGUCAUUUGGAAGGAAAAAGUGGAAAUGUGGAGGCAGCGCUUCAAGUCAGAAUUUGAGAAACAUCGUCGCUUUCUGACCCAGGAGGAGCAACUUCAGCUGAGGCGGCUAGAGGAGGAAGAACGAAUGACCCUGCAGAGACUGCAGGAGAGCAAGAACAGGUUGGUUCAGCAAAGCAAGGCCCUGAAGGAACUGGCUGAGGAGUUGGAGGAGAGGUGUCAGCGCCCUGCGCUUGGUCUGCUGGAGGGCGUGAGAGGAGUCUUGAACAGAAGUAAUAAUGUCACACGAUUGGAACCUGAGACCAUCCCCAUGGAGCUGAGGACAAGGUGUUGUGUCCCUGGGAUGAAGGAAAUGUUAAGGAAGUUCCAAGUUGAUGUAAAGCUGGAUCCUGCCACAGCUCAUCCCAGCCUCCUCUUGACUGCUGACCUGCACAGUGUGCAGGAUGGAGAAGUAUGGAGGGAUGUCCCCAGCAACCCUGAGCGCUUUGACACAUGGCCCUGUAUCCUAGGUUUGCAGAACUUCUCAUCAGGGAGGCAUUACUGGGAGGUCUUGGUGGGAGAAAGAGCAGAGUGGGGAUUAGGCGUCUGUCAAGACACAGCGCCAAGAAAGGGGGAAAGCACACCAUCUCCCGAGAAUGGAGUCUGGGCAUUGUGGCUACUGAAAGGGAAUGAGUACAUGGUUCUUACCUCGCCAUCUGUUCCAGUCCUCCAGCUGGAAAGACCUCGCUGCAUUGGGAUUUUCUUGGACUAUGAAGCUGGUGAAAUUUCCUUUUACAACUUAACGCAUGGGUCUUAUAUCUACACAUUCAACCAACUAUUCUCUGGUGUUCUCCGACCUUAUUUUUUCAUCUGUGACACGACUCCUAUUACCCUGCCAUCUAUGAUGGAAGCAGAGUCAGAGAAUUGGGCAUCCAGGGAUCAAGUUGAUCCUACUUCUAAUUUUAGCGACAUUUAUUCCUAAACCUCUGUUCCCAAGAUACACCCCAUGCCAAGGAAUGGCUUCUGGAGUAGAGGAGGGUACAAAUAUGCUAAGCCUCAAAAGAUGCCCCCAUUUAGGUUAGUACUUUAUUGUUUAUAUGAAAAUAUCCCCAUAGGGAAAAGAGAAACUAUAAAUAUGUGUCCUUGGAGGUGCAUUGUGGAGUAUAAUAAUUUUAGAAAUGGAACAAUUUCAUCAAAUUCUAUUUCCAGACAGCUCCACAAAUUUUCUUGAUGGGUCUUUCUUCACAUUGAUGGAUCCUGUAUUAACAAACAUUUUUAUACGUCCAUUGUAAUUUCUCAUUCCUUUCAAUACCCUUUCACCCCAAGUCUUCCAUAUACAUUAAGAAUUAGAAAUGGCAAUUCUUGAAUUGGCUCAGAACAGUUGAGUAUUUAUGUUGGUUCCAAUUCUCCCCUCUGUCCAUUACAUUGUUUCAGCAUCAGAUUCAUAAUUCUGUUUGUUCUCUUUCUUUUUUCACCUUCUCCUCCUCCUCCUCUUUCUCUUCCUCCUUCCUUCUCCUUCUUCCUUCUGUCUCCCUUGCUCUCUCCCUCCUUCUUUCCUUUUCCUUACUUUUUUAUGCUUUUUGAACCUUCCAUUUUCUUCUGUGUUAAUAUAUUCAGAACUUGUCCUUUGUACAUUUCAUUUUACUAUCACUAUAUUUAAUUACUUUUAAAUCCUCUAUAUUCUGGGAAUGAUUUUGUGGAUUAUGGAAUUCAUUCUUCUGAAUCUAAUAUCACUGAUUCCCAAAACUUAACUCUCUGUGACUGUAAUUUUUGCCUUUAUAUUUGAUGCAUUUUUUAAUCUUAGAAAUUUCACAAAAUUUUGAUUCAAUAUACCUGAGUUCUUUUGACCAAACAAUUUACUAUAAGAGAGAACUCAAACAAAUAAAAUCUCUUUCAGUCUCAGCUACUUGUUACAGUUCCUAUAUGUGAAAUAAUGAUACUGGUCUCACAGGGCUGUCAAAAUAUUUAGGUCAUAAUUGAUAUGAUUGAUUUAAGUUCAAUUUCACUAUUUAAACAUAGUUUAAAGAUGAUGAUGGUGAUGACAAUAAUAAAAUGAUGAUAAUACUGGACUUAAUUUUAAACUCUAUUCUGUUGCUUCCCAACAAAAUUUUAAAGUCAUUGAAGGCUAACUUUGCUGUCAUCUUUCUCCAUAUCUAUGCACAAUAAAUAAUUGAGGAUUCCAACUCCCCUAAAUGCUUGACAAAUAUUAAUUACUGGAAGUAUUAGUUGACCAUCCUGAUAAUAAUUUAUCAGAAAGCUUUAUUCCUCCUCUUUAACUUGAACUUUAGUUCAAAUUUUUUUUGUUUUUGUUUUUGUUUUUCCAUUCCAGGGAGCCUUGCUUGAUUGGCAUCCUUCAUUUUCCUUCCAACUAUAUUAAGAUAAGUUUUUUUUCCUAGGUAUUUUAACUGUCUGAUCAUGAGCAAACAAUUCACCUCUCUCUUAGUUUUGCCAUUUGCAAACAGUAGUUUAAUAAUGUAUUUGUAUAUUCCUCCUGGGAAGAGGUUCAUGCACUGGAUCUCAGCUCAUACCUCUCCAUCAACAGGGUUAAAAUUGGGGUUGGUAACUUAGUAUGAAAUAAGGCUUUUGUGGAAGGCCACCCUAGAGUCAUGACAGAGAAUAUCAGAGAAGAGCCUUAGAGCAAUAGCGUCCCUUCUCCAUGGAAUCAAGAAUGAAGAAAGCAUACUGGGUCUGAAAGCACACCUCCUAGGGGGCUCUAUUCCAUUCACCAGAAACAAGAGAGACUUCCAGGCAGGAAGGAGAUAUAUCUCCUACUCUUUACCUGGGGUGAACAGGGAUUUCUCCCUACCACUAAACUGACAGCCUCUUCUCCAUUAUCCUCCUUGAAUCCUGUAAUCUCAUUAUGCAUUUUAACAUAGUUUAUGUCAGUCACUAAUAUCUUCCUUUAUCCCUUGCACUCUAAGCUUCACAAAACUUUCUGCAUGUUCUGUUAUGACCCCUUCUCUCUCUCUUCCCAACUCCAAAAAGUCCUCCACUCUUCCCUCUGGAAUUCUUAUUCAUUAUCAGCAAAAUCUUCUAAAUCCACACCUAUUUCCUGACUUGUCCUUUACCUUUAUCCUUUAACCUUUCUCUGUGAUUCCAGACUUACAUAUUCAACUGUACCCUUGACAUCAAAGUAGAUAUUUUAAAUUCCAUAUACAAAAAACUUAACCUUAAAUCUAUCUCCAUUUCCCUCCCCUGCAAAAACUGUCUUACACUUUUCCAUCUCAGUGGAUGACAACUCCGUAUUUUCAAUUACUGAUGCCAAAAAUUGUGGUUCACUCUUCUCUUUAUUUUGCCAGUCCACGUCAAUUCCACCAGUAAAUCUUGUUGGCUCUACCUUCACAUACAUCCAGAGUUUAGCCAUUCCUAACCAUUCAGCCUCCUCUUCCUCUGGAUUAUUAAUUGUUUUCCCAGCAGUCCUCCUGGCUCUCCUCUUGCACCUCCCCAUCCAUUCUCAACUUAAGUUCUAUGGAUUCUUUUAACACGUAAGUCAGUUAUGCUACUUACCUGGGCCACAUCCUGCAGUGACUUCUCACUCAACUUAGAGUUAAAACCAAUAUGUUCACAAUGAACUCUAAUACCUUAUAGGAUCUGGCUCCCAGUUCCUUUUUUGAUUCUCUCUUUGCCUCCAUUAGCUUUUCUUUCCAUUCUACUCCCACCACCUUGGCUUUCUGGCUGGGUCUACACCUUCCCAGGUACCUCCAACACAGCUUCUCAGUGAGGACUACUCAUUUCAUAUGGCAACCCACUCUCCCCCAGAGCCCAUCCUCCCAAUGCCUUCACUGAGCUCAAUGGUGGUUCUUAUUUUCUGUAGAGUACUUAUCAAUGUCCAAUAUAUUAUUACCGAAUUUUCUUUUUUGUUAGGUUGUGUUUUGUUUUGUUUUGUUUUUGUUUUUGUUUUUGCCUUUUCUUGUUACAAUAUAAGCACCAUGAGUGCAGGGAUAUUUGUCUAUUUGUUCACUGACAUGUCACAAGUUGCCUAAAACAAUGUUUUGUGCAUGGUUUUCACUCAAUGUCUACGUGUUAAAUGAUUAAAUGAUUGACUAUCUGGAGGGCAGAAUGAAAUAAAGAACCUGAAAAUGUUUUGUGAAUUGUAAAUAUUACAAUGUUGUUGUUAGUGUUGUUAUUUAUAAUUGGGAAGCACUGACUAAUAAAGUUUAC